AAGAUUAAUGUGACAAUUAAGAUAAAUUGUUUCACUAUGAAUACACCUAAUAGUUAAUAGAUUAAUUAAUCAUUUAGGUUUUGGUUAGUUUUAUCAACAAGAGUAAAAAAAAUGAGAAUCAAAUCAAUUAAUUUACAUUUGCAUUUAUAUACAUUGAUGUUACAUAAAUAAUAGAUUUGACAAAAUCAAAUACAUCGAGAUUGAAAUGUUUAUCCAAAAAUAAAUCGGUUGACAAUUAACAUGAUUAAACAUGAUUAAGAUUGAUUGAAUUUUGUAAUACGUUUGAAAACAGGAAAAGAUCAGAAUUGAACGAUUAACUUGGUGAUUAAUUUCAAUUGAAUUCUGGAUAAAAUCAACAACAACAUCAUCUUUCAUAGAGUAAAAGUAAAAGUAGAAGGAAAAAAAGUUCUGAUCGAAAACUCUGAUUCCAAAGUAAAAGAAUCAACAGAUUAGCUAAACAAUCAAAUGAAAAGGAAAAUAAGAGAGAGAGAGAGAGAGAGAGAGAGACUAGAACUCGAGAAAGGAAAUUAGAUCAAAUUCUGAUGGAUCAAUGAACUUUUCCAUCAUAAUUCAGAACCACCUGAAUUCAUGUGUCUCAAUGGACCAACAGGUAUCAUCAAAAUGUAUUACAAUUAUAAUAAUCACAAUGAUAAUCAUCUAAAUGAUGAUGAUGCUUGUCUUUGAUUAGGCUUUUUAUCAUGUUAAUCAUAAUUGACUCAUGAUGAUGCUUAAAUUUUCUUUUGAAUUAAUAAUAUUAUAUAAACCAUGAAACUUUCAUGAUACAUUUUCAAUCUUGAGUAUUUCUAAAUUGUUAGCAGCAUCCACAAAGAAUCAGUGUCCAGUAAUUGGACACAAAUUAAUUUAACAUAAUUGUAUCAGAAUUUUAUUUAUCAUUCCCUACAAAAACAACCUGUCAUUCAUUGGCUACUUGGUAGUGGUCAAAUUUUUAUGAUAUAAUAAAUGUAAUGCUGGUCAGUUGUUAUUCAAUUAUAACCCAUUGGUUUCAAAGUGGAAGACAAAAAAAGAUAAAGUCAUUAAUCAUUCAGAUACUUUUAUUUUGUACCAUUUAAAUUAAUUGAAUUAUCAUGUUUAAUGACUGACAAUCAAGCAAAAACUAGAAAUGCUUUUUAAUUACAUUGUAUUAACACCAAUCAACUUUAUAUUACAUUGGCUUGGCAAUUAACAAUCCAUCUUAAUUACCAUGAUGACAAUGGUAAUUAUCUGAAUUCAGUAAUCAAGAGUAGUUGAUAAUAGUUGACAAAAAAAAGUCUCAUAUUUGAUUAAUAUAAAUUGUAAUUUUCUUGGUUACCUGAGCAAUUAAGCUGAUUGUGAUUUCCAACUGAAUCUCCCACUCCAAACAAUCAACCUGAUCAUUUAAUCAACCCAUUGAUGUGGGUGAUCAAAAAUUGAGGUUAAAUUGUUCACCAGGUAAAUUAAGAUAAAUUGUAUUGGUGAUUAACAUGGUAACAAACAAAUAGCAAUGUAAACAUUAAUCAAGAACAAUUUAGUUGAUGAUGGUAAUGAUUAAGUUUGUGAAGAUUGUACAAUCAAAUUAGGCAACCUUCAAAUUGUUGAUGAUUUUUGAUUAACACUGAUUUGGGAAAACUAUUAACUCCUUAAUUAUUGCAAUCAAGGUUGAGAAAAUGAAGAAAUUUUUUUUUCUUGAUUGAAUUUACAAUAAUUCAUUCAUACAUUUACUGUCGUAAUUAUCUUGAUUGUUGUCAAUUCAAUCACAACUCAUCAAUAUUUAAUAAUAGCGAAUCUUUUUUUCUGUUCAUGAGAGUUAAUUGUUAUUCAGAUGAUUGUUAAUUUCUUGUCAACGCUUUGGAUUUAAAAGGAAACAAUUAUUUUCGAAAUUGAUUGAUUGUCCAUUCGGAUGGACCGGAAAUUGCUCACAAAUUGUACGAAAAUAAACUAAAUUGUGACAUGGAGAAAAAAAUAUUAGAAACUCUAGUAAUUUAAAAUCAAUUCCAUAUCAUUUGCCAAUCGUGAUAGAACAACAAUCAAUAGACAAUUCAAAUUGCGAUCCAUUUUAUUCCAAACCAUUUAGAUUGAGUUUUCUUGUUUUCUAAUAAGUUUGUGAUUUUUAGAGAAAAUAUUCAAAUUAAUCAACAGGUGAUUAUGUCGCACAAUUAGUUAAUCAUUCAUUCAUUUUCCACUAAAAUCAUGUCUGGAUUUGCUGAUCUCGAAUCAAUGAAAACCUCGCAUAGACCUCGACAUUUAUCAAAGGAAUCGAGUGAUGACAAUGUCAUGAUAAUCUCUCCCCCUCCACCUCCUCUGAUCCCACCUGCGACUCAUGUGGUUCCAUCGUCCCUUUUAAUGUCACCACCACCUCCGAAAAUCGUGCCACCCUUAACACUUAUACCUAAACCACCAUCUUCAGCACCUCAAAUGUUCAUCAUUAUAUUAAGUUACCUUGGUGCUUUGGUUCAAGGUGUGUUUCUUUUAGUUCGAUAUGCCCAAUAUCAGACCACUACAACGGUGAUCAUUGAGCGACCUUUAGAGACCGAAUUACCUUCAAUAUCCCUCUGCUUUUUUUAUGGUUUACCAGAACUGAAAAAUGUCACCGUUAACAAUUCAAUUGAAACUUAUCCGUUAACUUUAGCUGAGAUUAAUUAUAGAUUACCAAAAAUCGACGAGUGGAUUAUCAAUUGUACAGUUCUAAACAGUACAACUUACCAAUUCCAACCUUGCUUAGAGUUUUAUAAUUACACCGUUGAAUAUGUCUCAUUAUACUCUAAGUGUUAUUCGUACUUUGAAAGUUUACCCAAACAAGUUUAUUACGAUCGGAGGUUCGUUGUUGGUAAAUGGAUGUUGGAUGUUACUUUCAACACUUCGGUAAUUAAAACUAAAAGAAUUGGGAUUUAUAUCACUCACACUUAUGCUGAACUAGAGGAAUCUCUAGGAAAUCCUAGUUUCUUACAAUUCGAUACUGAGGUUAACAAUCAAGCAGUGGCCACUUUCAAACGAACGGCAGUUACUCGUCUUCCACCACCUUAUGAUACCGAUUGUCUUUAUUACGAACAAUAUGAUUGUAAUCAUAUUAAAACUUGCAUGAGACAUUGUAUCAUGAAUGUUUCAUUCGCUGAGUAUAAAUCAUGGUUCAGUCGAAGCUACGUCAAAAUGAGACCAGAAUUUGAGAGCGGCUGGUUUACUAAUCGCUCGGAAAAGGAAAUGUAUGCCAAUUGUUCAAAGAAAUUCAAUAGACCACCUUGUAAUGAUUACCAUUAUUUAGCUAUACUGACCAGCGAGUUUAAAUCGGAGAUUCAACCUAACGGAACUUUCCAAUUAUCAGUGGCCUAUCCUACGACACCGAAAAUUGAAGUCUAUUUCAAUCCCCGAUUUAAAUUCAUUGAUACGGUCGUCUUUUUUGGUGGAAUGUUCUAUCUCUGGACUGGAAUAUCGCUGCUUAUGAUUAUUGUUUGGUGCAUGCGAAAGUCUGAUCGUCUUAUUCGGGAAUCGAUAAAUUAUAUCUUUCAAAAGAAACAGAAUCAAUUACAGAAUAAUCUUCGUACUCACGGGUCACCCUUACGAGCCAAAAUUUCAGUUAUUUCGAAAGGAUGGACUGAAGAUGAGGUCAAUUCGAAACCUGUGCGACUUAAUCAAUUUACUUCACAUGGAUUAGCAACUUUCCGAUCACCAUAAUCAAAAAAAUUCAAUCGACAACCUGUUAAUCUCUUGACUAACUAUUUUACUGUAACUGUCUUCAAUCAGCUAAUCAUAAUGUUAGUCGAUUGAUUGUCGAGGUACAAAUUUACAAUCAGCAUUAAAUUGUAACUGUCAAGUCAUCGGAUUUUAUCAUUUGAUUCCUUAACAAUCAACUGAUCAUCAACAACCUGUUUACCUCUACUGGUUAUUUAUUUUUACUCAGCAAUUUAAAACAAAAAAGUCAAACACAAAAUGUAAUGAGAGUAAAAAACAAAAUUAUUUUGAUGUUAAUUUGAUUCCCUAAUCAAUGAAAAUUUACAAUUUCAAUUGCAAUUGCGAUUGAAAAUAAGAUUAUCAUUUGAUAUGUUGAUUGAACUAAUCAACAUUUUCCACCGUCAUGAUUAAUAGAAGUGUAUUAAUCAUAUUCAAGUGAUUAUCCAACUAUGAUAACACUUAUGAAUGGAGGUAAUAAUAAUACUAACUCCAGAUAAAUAUAAUAAUAAUCAUCUCAUGAAUAGGAUUCUGAUAAACGAUUCACAAUGUGAAUAGUAUCAAUGUAAUCAUAUUUUUUUCGCAUUAGUUUUUGAUCAACAUGAAUGGUUGAAUAAAUUUAUCAAUGAUUAGAUAAUUAGAUGUAUAUGAAUGUGUAAAUGAUGAAUAAUAUAAUAUA
Messenger RNA from Panonychus citri (citrus red mite), 4318 nucleotides. RefSeq lists its product as uncharacterized. The record is from RefSeq and is a predicted model, not a curated record. Bases 2167 to 3645 code for a protein of 492 amino acids. The transcript has a single exon. Lineage: Eukaryota; Metazoa; Arthropoda; Arachnida; Trombidiformes; Tetranychidae.